AUGGCAUCGGAUCUAAAUUCCGGGUUGUCAAAGAAAACGAUUUUUGGAUUGAAAGUAUGGGUAUUAAUGGGAAUAAUUGUUGGAUUGUUCAUUAUAGUCAUUCUUGUGGUGCUAUCGAUAUGUCUUACUUUAAGAAAAAAAUCCAGAAGAGGCACUGGCAGCAUGCUUCCUCUUGGCCAUAUUCUAUCUAUUUCAGAAGAUAUUAAAGAAAUUAGCGUCGAUCAAGUUUCGUCGAAUAGUCAUCCACGAAAUGGUGGUUUUAUGAGCUUGAAUGAUAAGCUUAGUGACGGAGAUUCCGGAAAGGUUUUGAUCCAAACAAAGAAUGGAGAUAAUAGCAGUCAGUCAGGCUCGUUUAAUUGUAUAGAGAAAGAUCUGAAUGGCUCUCAGUCAGGUGAAGAUAGCGGUGGUUUUAGGAGCGUUUCGGUUUAUAGGUCUUCAUCACAUCCUAUAUCUGCGCCGUCACCGUGUUCUGGGCUUCCCGAAUUCUCUCACCUUGGCUGGGGCCACUGGUUUACAUUAAGGGAUCUUGAACUUGCAACAAACAGGUUUUCGAAAGACAGUAUUAUCGGUGAAGGUGGUUAUGGAAUUGUCUAUCGAGGUCAACUUAUCAACGGGAAUCCCGUGGCUGUUAAGAAGCUCCUCAAUAAUUUAGGACAAGCUGAAAAGGAAUUUAGGGUUGAAGUUGAGGCUAUUGGUCAUGUGCGGCAUAAGAACUUGGUUCGGCUAUUGGGUUUUUGCAUUGAAGGCACUCACAGGUUAUUGAUUUACGAGUACGUUAACAAUGGCAAUUUAGAGCAGUGGCUUCACGGAGCCAUGCGGCAGCAUGGCUAUCUUACUUGGGAAGCUCGGGUGAAAAUUCUUCUCGGAACAGCCAAAGCGCUAGCUUACUUGCACGAGGCAAUAGAGCCAAAAGUUGUACAUCGAGAUAUUAAGUCGAGCAAUAUUCUAAUUGAUGAUAACUUUAAUGCUAAAAUAUCCGACUUUGGGCUUGCUAAAUUACUCGGUGCCGGAAAAAGUCACAUUACAACUAGAGUAAUGGGUACUUUUGGAUAUGUAGCUCCAGAAUACGCCAAUUCUGGCUUGUUAAACGAGAAAAGCGAUGUUUAUAGCUUUGGUGUAUUGCUUCUUGAAGCAAUUACAGGACGUGACCCGGUCGAUUAUAGCCGACCAGCAACCGAGGUAAAUUUGGUCGAUUGGCUCAAGAUGAUGGUAGGGUGUAGGCGCUCAGAAGAAGUGGUGGACCCCAACAUUGAGACCAGGCCAUCGACGAGCGCUCUAAAACGAUCCCUUUUAACGGCUUUGAGAUGUGUUGAUCCAGAUUCUGAAAAAAGACCAAAGAUGAGCCAAGUCGUUCGCAUGCUUGAAUCGGAGGAAUAUCCCAUACCUCGGGAGGAUCGAAGACGGCGAAGGAAUCAAGCAGGAAACAUAGAGGCAGAGAGCCAGAGGGAGACUUCUGAUACAGAUAAAAGUGACACUCCAGAUUCUAGACAAAAUUUGAGAAGGAACUAA
Messenger RNA from Lathyrus sativus (Indian pea), 1509 nucleotides. Lineage: Eukaryota; Viridiplantae; Streptophyta; Magnoliopsida; Fabales; Fabaceae. The record is from the annotation of a GenBank genome assembly.